Molecule: messenger RNA, 135 nt
Organism: Diversispora eburnea
Lineage: Eukaryota; Fungi; Glomeromycota; Glomeromycetes; Diversisporales; Diversisporaceae
Source: the annotation of a GenBank genome assembly
AUGUCUUUUUCUGGUAGAACUUCAACUUUGGUAACUAUUCCAACUGAUCGUGGUUAUGAUUAUGGUCGUUAUUAUGAACUUAAUUCUGCAAAUUCUAGUUUUUCUCAAAUUUUUCCAUAUUUUGAUUCAAGAUAG